This is a messenger RNA of Aspergillus thermomutatus, 999 nucleotides long. RefSeq names its product ribosylnicotinamide kinase. The coding region runs from base 1 to 999 and encodes 332 amino acids. NCBI's taxonomy places the organism in Eukaryota, Fungi, Ascomycota, Eurotiomycetes, Eurotiales, Aspergillaceae. The record is from RefSeq and is a predicted model, not a curated record. The transcript has 2 exons. Gene Ontology annotation, cellular component: cytoplasm.
AUGGCCGAAGCCACCGCCCGACCGAAAAACCCAGUCACCAUAAUCGGGAUCUCCGGCCCCUCAUCCAGCGGCAAAACAACCCUAGCCCGCCUCCUGCAAAGCAUAUUCUCGCAUGCCAACGAGAACCUGCAGACCUUUAUCAUGCACGAGGAUGACUUUUACCACCCCGACGAUCGAAUCCCAUACACGACCACCCCCUCCGGCACAACAGUGCAAGACUGGGACACCAUCGAGGCCAUCGACGUGCCCUUCAUGGCAGCAGCGCUGUCCUACGUCCGGCAGCACGGCCGGCUUCCGCCGCGCCUGAAGAGCAAGGAGGACCUCAACGAGGCGUCCGAUUCCGGCGUCAGCCAGGAGACGAUUACCCAGCUGCGGUGCCAGGUUUCAGACAAGCUGCAGCGAUUCGGGACGGCCUUGGCGGAAGACGGGGGAAAGCGGACGGUUGUCUUCUUCGAGGGGUUUUUGUUGUUCAGUCCGCCAGCGGCGGAGGUCAAGGAGCAUGUGCUGCGGCCCGUACAUGAGCAGAUCGAUGUGCAUCUGUUUCUGCCGGCUUCGUAUGAUUCCGUCAAGGGCCGUCGCGAGAGGAGGAGUGGCUAUGUGACCAUUGGGCCGGCUCCUGUCCCACCGACGCUGCCGCAGAGGUGGUCGUCGGGUUGCGAGGAUGCGAAGCAGCAUGUUGAGCUGGAAGCGGAGGAUAACGCUCCACCGCAGAACUUUUGGACGGAUCCGCCCGGCUACGUGGAUGAUAUUGUUUGGCCACGAUACGUACGAGAUCAUGCUUGGCUGCUGUUACCCGAAAGCGGCCUUGACAACGAUCGGUACCAGAACGUCAGGAAUUCCGAUACUGACGAGUUGGUCAGAAUUGUUGGGCAAGGGACGAACUUGAGAACUGAUGUUGAUGUCUCUGUCGCUCCUGGGAAGGGGACAUUGCCCAUGGUUGAUGUGUUAAAAUGGGCCAUAGAGGAGGUGAUAAAGCCACUGGGGAUGGCCGAACAAUGA